Messenger RNA from Debaryomyces fabryi, 1440 nucleotides. RefSeq lists its product as uncharacterized. The record is from RefSeq and is a predicted model, not a curated record. NCBI's taxonomy places the organism in Eukaryota, Fungi, Ascomycota, Pichiomycetes, Serinales, Debaryomycetaceae. Gene Ontology annotation, cellular component: membrane. The transcript has a single exon. Bases 1 to 1440 code for a protein of 479 amino acids.
AUGGGUGCAGCGAUAUCUUUGCCACUAAUUCCUAUAUCAUCGCUAGCUUCAUGUUGUGGAGCUGCCGCGUGUUCAGCAUUGUGUACUUCAAUAGGAGGUACAUUUCAAUCUUCAAUAAUGACAAGAAUUUCCUAUGCAUUUAUUUUGUUACUUAACUCAUUAUUUUCAUGGGUAGCUUUGUCUCCAUUUAUAGUCCAUAAACUAGAGAAGGCAUCAUUUGGGUUUAUAAAUAAUAAAUGUGGUCCAGAUGGGGGUGAAUGUAUUAGUUUUACGUCCGUUUACCGUAUUAACUUUGCUUUGGGAAUACUUCAUCUUAUAUUAGCGGGCUUACUUGUGAAUGUUAAGUCUACUUCCAAUCCUAGAGCAGUUAUACAAAACGGAUGCUGGAAGAUGAAAAUAUUUGCCUGGCUAAGCUUGAUAACGGUAAACUUCUUAUUGAUUCCUGAUAACUUCUUCAUAUUUUAUGGUAACAAUAUCGCUAUUAUCUUUUCGACUAUUUUUCUUGGUAUCGGAUUAAUUUUAUUAGUUGAUUUUGCUCACGCUUGGGCGGAAACUUGUUUAGAGAAAAUAGAAAUGGAAGAUUUAACAGGGGAAGGCGAAUAUAACGCAGGGUUUUGGAAGAAAUUGUUAAUUGGUGGUACGUUGACAAUGUACAUAUCCAGUAUCAUUUUGACUGUCAUCAUGUAUUGGUUUUUUGCAGGUAGUGGCUGUAACAUGAACAGGACUGCAAUUACUUUGAAUGUAAUCUUUGGAAUUAUAAUUUCUAUAAUGUCUGUAAAUCAAACCAUUCAAGAGUCUAAUCCGCAUGCUGGCUUGGCACAAUCAUCGAUGGUUGUCAUAUACUGUACCUACUUGGUAAUGAGUGCAGUGUCUUCAGAGCCAGAUGACAAAUACUGCAACCCUCUAAUUAGAUCUAAGGGUACAAGGACGGCAAGUGUCGUCUUAGGUGCGUUUUUUACAUUUAUUGCCGUUGCAUACACUACAACUAGAGCAGCAGCCAACUCAGCGUUUAUUGAUUUCGAUACUGCUAUCGAUACCACUGAUGGAUACAUAAGCUCGCAGCCUAAUGUUCGUAAUGAAAUGAGAUACCAAGCCAUAAAGCAAGCUGUUGACGAAGGCCUGUUACCUGAAAGUGCCUUGAAUCAAAUGAAUUUGUAUGACGAUGAACUGAACGCUGAAAAUGGCAACGACGAAGAAAGAAACACAGUAAAAUAUAAUUAUGCAUUGUUCCAUGUAAUUUUCUUCUUAGCUACGCAAUAUGUGGCUACGUUAUUAACUAUAAAUGUUCAACAGGAUGAUUUGGGUGACUUUGUUCCAGUUGGCAGAACUUACUUUUCUAGCUGGGUUAAAAUCGUGAGUUCUUGGGUCUGUUUUAUAUUGUAUGGAUGGAGUCUUAUUGCACCAGUAUUAUGGCCGGAUAGAUUUAGCGUCCAUUUGUGA